AAUGGAUCUCCCGGCUGCGGCUGGCUCAAGAGGCAGGAACCCCAGGAGAAAACUCCCCCGGAUGGGUUGCAACACCCCGUGCAGGAGCUGCAAUGCCUGUGGCCGGGCGAGCAGCGGAGGACGGCGCUUUGGCUCAAGAUUUUCCCAGAUGUGCAGGAGUCAAACUCAGUAUAAGACAAGUAUGGGUCUUUCUUUUGCAUCUUAGCUACACAGUCAAACCACCCAGAAUUUUCACCAAAGAACAUCAGAGGAUGCUUGCAGAGAUGUUUCUGUCAUGGCAAUGAAAUGCUACCAGUAGGAGACCUGCAGCACUGGCAAGGGAGGAGCCAGUUCCCAUGGUGCUGCUUGACCUAUUACAGCUGCACCUUCCUGAAGAGUGCAACAUGACAGAGCUCCAUGAAGCCGUGGCUGUGGGUGACUAUGACCUGGUGAAAAAGAUUUUGAAGGCAGGGCGCUGUGACCCAAACCAUAAGGAUGCUGACUGGCAUGACAGGACCCCCCUGCACUGGGCUGCUGCCAAAGGGCGCUCGGACCUGGUCAGGCUCCUGGUGGAUCACGGUGCCCGGCACUGCCUGCGGAGCGAUGUGGGCUGGACCGCGGCUCACUUCGCUGCCGAGGCGGGGAAGCUGCGGGUGCUCCGCACCCUGCACUCCCUGCACGCUGCUAUGGAUGCCGCCGACCUCUUCGGAGACACUCCUCGGAGGUUCGCGGAGAUCUACGGACACCGGGAGUGCUCCAAAUUCUUGGAAAAAGCAGAGGUGGAGAGCAGGAACUACCGCAGGAAAGCUGCGCUGAGAAAAAUCCCCUUAGACCAGAGAGAUGAAGACUGGGAACUCAAGAAAGAAGAGCUUCAGAAAAAUCCACCAUGUUUUUGGGAGAAGUGCACGGCCUCUAUUCAAAAGAAAAAUGGGGAAAAAAAGGGGAAGCGGUAGUGUGUCCUGCCUGUUUGGUGCCUCCAAGUCUUUGCAAUGCAGAGCAAAGGCACUGGCAGACCUCAGGUGGUUCUGCAGGGUGUUAUUUGGGUGAAUGGAGGAAGUAGUUGGCUACAAGAGUGUGUCCUUAGGGAUAUACUGUAAACAAUCUCCUUAAUAACUAGGAUUGCUUCAGCUUCUCUAUGUAUCUGAUCUCAAAAAUAAAAACAACUGAAG
Molecule: messenger RNA, 1148 nt
Organism: Poecile atricapillus (Black-capped chickadee)
Lineage: Eukaryota; Metazoa; Chordata; Aves; Passeriformes; Paridae
Gene: ANKRD66
Product: ankyrin repeat domain 66
Exons: 6
Coding region: 336-932 (198 amino acids)
Molecular function (GO): protein binding
Source: RefSeq, a predicted model, not a curated record